CUUUGUUUAUAUGUAUUUCUGCGCGAUGUCAGGCGGUGAUGAAAAAACUGGGCCAGACCCCAACCGCCAUGCAGCGAUCCGGACCAAGAUCUGCCAUGCAGUGGGGGGUUUCUACCGGAUUCCCAAGCCACUGGCCCAUUAGGCAUCCCGGCUUCGUCGCCGCGCUGCCCUUUUUCUUUCCGCAUGACUCCAACACGACCCCUCGAUCCUCGCGAGGUUUCACCAGCUAGUAGAAAAUUCUGUCCAUUAACCAUCUUCCGGUAUUUGUUGCUUUUAUUUUCAUUAUUAUCUUUUUAUUCUUUUGUGUUCUCACUGGCAUUAGCAUUUCUAAGGAGUAUCUGGAUGUGUCCUCUAUCUACCCCUUGCCCUCGUGUGCUUGUGAAUGAGAACAAGUCGUACCCAAAUAAUGUUGGCAUCAGAACUAGGAAAGAUGUCGUACCUCCAAUAAUCGCUAAUUCUAUAAUAGUAGUUGCAGUAAUAUUGUCAAAAACUCAAUUCAACAAUACUGUUAAGUCUGUUGGUAGAGUGAGUAGUAGCAAAGUAUUGAUCAUGCACGCCACCGAGUCAUCCGUUAUGUCGAUGUUUAUCAUCAGAAACAUUUCAUCCAAUAUUUAUCACGACCUCUUCUUGUCAAGAAAAAGUAAAAAUAUACAUCGAGUGCUUCAAUUUUGAAUAUCCUGCAUGCGUGCCAAAUGCCAGCAUCCAUUUUAUGGCAAGCUAACCGCUACAGCCUGCAUGUACUCGGUUACUGGUACUUGCCUCCUGUAGAUUAUGUGCAAAUGUGCCUCAUAGUCUAAGCACUGUACUCUGUAGCACAAGAGGGAUCGAGCGCACUAAGGAGCACGGUGUGGUCUACUAUAUUGAUCAGUAUAAUUUUAUAUGACUAAAUAGCUG
Aspergillus novofumigatus IBT 16806 is the source of this 894-nucleotide messenger RNA. RefSeq lists its product as uncharacterized. Bases 184 to 672 code for a protein of 162 amino acids. The record is from RefSeq and is a predicted model, not a curated record. NCBI's taxonomy places the organism in Eukaryota, Fungi, Ascomycota, Eurotiomycetes, Eurotiales, Aspergillaceae. The transcript has 2 exons.